AUGCCAGGAGGCGCGGCCUAUGGCGGGUACGACACCUACAUCGACCAAGCUGGUCCGCCCAGCGCCUCGCACAUUACGCCCGCCAGGAAUCCAAGUCACCAAAUGCAGGUCCCGGGAGCGGCACGAUUUCCCAUCCAGCAAGCGGCACAUCAUUUCGAGGGUAUGCAGGGCGGUGGAGCAACUGACAUAUUUCAAUCGGCUGAGAAUCAGAUGUCUCCGUGGCAUAGUAAUUUUCACGCGCAAGGGCAAGAACAACUACAAGAAAGCCGUUAUGUGACACUGAACAACGCCGCGGCACAAGGGAUUCACCAAGUUGCCAGUACAGAUUACAUGAUGGAAAAUUUUCACACUCGUCGCCAGACGAGCCACGAACUGUUUGGCUACGACAACAAUUUCGGUGUGGGUCAAGGAUCGCGCGAUAGAAACGAUAGUUCGAGUGGAGUUGCGACCGGGUCGUGGGAACACGACCCCAUCCACAGGAGCAGUCA
Messenger RNA from Amoebophrya sp. A25, 488 nucleotides. The record is from the annotation of a GenBank genome assembly. Lineage: Eukaryota; Dinophyceae; Syndiniales; Amoebophryaceae.